CCCUUAAAAGAGACGUAUGCGACGUGUGCCAUCCAACCCCGUCCAAGCACCGAGGGGGGAGGAGAGUAGAUGGACGUAUAGAUAAGCCUAAAAAAAAUAAACAAACGACAAGGGGGGAAGGAGGAAAGGAAAUUCCCUUCUGUCGUUUCCUCUUUCUGGCGCUGCGCAGUGCUGGCGACACCUCCGGAGAGCGGUACGCAUUUUCUCCCGAUAAGAGAGGGGCAAAGCAUCCGAAGCAGGCUUUUUUGGAGCCGAUCAAAGAGGAAGCACUGCAGUCUGACAUUGCGGGUUCCUCUUUCAUUUUGAAAUCCUUUUUAAACGCACUGACGCUGGAUGAAACUCAGCCAAACCUGAUGCACCCUCCUCCAAACGAGAGUUCUGACCGAUUUAAGGAGUAUUGAUUUUCAUUUCGUCUUUUACCAAUAAUCGUGGAUUCUGGCUACAUCUUUCAUUUUUUAAUCAAUCAGAAAGAUAUCUAGUUAUUGCUGCGGGGUGAGAAAACGGCUUUCAUUGCCCGCUGAGUGUUACAUAACCGAGUGGCAUUAGCUGUCCAAGGUGCUGAACUGAAUCGGUCGGAGCCUAUAACGGGACGAGCCGAGGGGAAUUCACAACCUUGCAAGGUCACAGGCCUAUCCAUCGGGGGGAGCGGAAAGCACGGGAUAGAUCACUGAAGCACCGGGAAGAAACUGGGGUUUUCACCCAUACAUUUCCUCUAUCGUCCCGAGGUGAAACGCAUUCCUGAGGUGGUCGAUUCAGCGGAGAAAAAAUGUCGGGGCAGACGCUCACGGAUCGCAUUGCCGCUGCGCAAUACCAGCUAACGGGAUCAGAUAUGGCCCGAGCUGUGUGCAAAGCCACCACUCAUGAAGUGAUGCCGCCCAAGAAAAAGCACCUGGAGUAUUUGGUGUCAGCCACCAACACCACCAAUGUGAACAUCCCUCAGAUGGCCGACACGCUGUUUGAGCGAGCCACCAACGCCAGCUGGGUGGUCGUCUUUAAGGCGCUUGUCACCACCCAUCACAUGUGUGUCCACGGCAAUGAGAGGUUCAUUCAGUAUUUGGCCUCCAGGACCUCCCUGUUCAACCUCAGCAACUUUAUUGACAAAACCGGCUCUCACGGCUAUGACAUGUCUACAUUCAUCAGACGGUAUGGGCGAUACCUGAAUGAGAAAGCCUUUGCUUAUCGUCAGAUGGCUUUUGAUUUCACCAGAGUCAAGAAAGGUGCUGAAGGUGUGAUGAGGACCAUGACCACUGAGAAGCUGUUGAAAGGCAUGCCCGUCCUGCAGACUCAGAUUGACACACUCCUGGAGUUUGACGUUCAUCCUAAGGAGCUGAACAAUGGGAUCAUCAAUGCUGCUUUUAUGCUUCUCUUCAAGGAUCUGGUCAAACUGUUUGCAUCCUAUAAUGACGGAAUCAUCAACCUAUUAGAGAAAUACUUCAAGAUGAAGAAGAGCGAUUGCAAGGAGGCCUUGGAGAUCUACAAGAGGUUCCUGACCAGGGUGACAAAGAUUGGGGAAUUCAUGAAGCUGGCUGAGACAGUGGGAGUUGACAAAAACGACAUUCCUGACAUUAACUACGCUCCAAGCAGCAUCCUGGAGAGUCUGGAAACACACAUGAACGGUUUGGAGGAUGUAAAGGGUGGAAAGAAGGGUGAAGGGUCUCCAACAAAGGGCUCUCCGACAAACAAUGUGUCUCCGACAUCGACCCCGGCCAAAUCUUCAAAUGCUGUUCCCACACUGCAGCCUCCUCCAGGGGAGAGUGCUGCCGCCGCCGCUGCUCCAGAGCCGGCUGAAGAUUCCUUGUUGGACCUGGAUCCACUGUCCUCCUCAGGUCCCUCAGGAGGAACAUCAGCUGCUCCCACGUCUUGGGGAGAUCUUCUUGGCUCAGAAAUGGGCGAUUCCUUGCUAUCUGAACCCACCCUCACGGCAGAGCCCGCCCCCUCCCCUGCAGCGACGCCCACUCCUGCAGCAGAACCUGGAGUCUCUCUAGCUCCUCCCACUAGCACACCAGCUGCCACCUCCCCUGGCGCCGCCAAUAUGGAUCUGUUGGGAGAUACCUUUGCAACACCUGCUCCUGCCACUGAGGCCUCUGCAGCCACCACUGAGGGUGGUGCCACCACUACGCCCGCCCCUGCCGCUAAUGCUGGAGCUGACCCCUUCGCUCCAUCGGAGGGUAGCACCACUGUGACGUCUCCAGGUCUAGACCUUUUCAGCAUGAUGACGGCUGAGAAUAAUAACCCUGGUAGUUCCCUGGAUGUCUGUUUUAGCUCUGUGGUGCCCUCCCCUUCCCCAUCCCCUUCCCCGUUUCUCACCUCCAGCACCAUCACCACCACUGCAACCAUUUCAGCUCCCAUAUCCCCCAACACCGCCAGCCCUGCGACCGACCUUUUCAGCGAUAUUUUUGAUUCUAUGCCAGACACGGGCUUCACCAAAGCAGACCCCGCUCCCAGUGCUGACUUGUUUAUGGCAGCGGAUGUGUUCAGCUCCCCUGCCCCCACACUCUCCUCAGCACCCUCACCCAAAAUUGACACUGGAGCCAUCAUGAACCUGUUUGGUGAGUCCACAGGAGGAGACGCCACAGCUGCUGCUGCUGCUGCUCCUGCUGCCGCUGCUGCCGCCGCCGCCCCUGGUGCUGAGCUUAUGUCAGUAUUUGAUGGAUUAGGAGAUGUAAUGAAGCCCACUUUGACCCCUCAGGGGGGCGAUGUUGACACCUCUAUGGCUAACAUGGCGAGUAAUCUCACAAUGGGAACCCCAGCGGCCCCUCAGACCGUACCCAUGGGUGUCCCUCCUUUUAUGGGGACUUACCCCGGCUUCAGCAUGCCUGGGGCACCAGGAGCUCCCAUGAUGCCUAUGGUGAGGCCGGGCUUCCCUGCGACCGGAGCAGCCCCCGGGGCACCGAUGUCUCCUGGAACAGCCCAGAGCCCCAGAAAGCCUCCACCACCAAGGAACGCUCUGGAUGACCUCAACAUUAAGGACUUCAUGUAGACUGACUGACCUGUAAACCCCCGAGGUUCAUCAUUGUGUCUGGAGCUCUGUGGAUGUGGAUGUCUGCACUUUCCCACUGCCUUCCCCUCAGUCAUGCCCUUCAGCCGACCAGCCAUUACAUCGACCAUCUCUGCCCUCUUUCACCCUGAAGAAAACCUGCCCUCCUUAUCUAAUGUUGUAGCACAACUGUGAAUGUGACCCUAGAUACAGAAACAUAACCCCGUUUAUGUGUGUGUGGGUGUGCGUGUAUAUCAGUGUUAACCUUUACUUAAUAUACUAUGGAAAACGAACAAAAAAAAUUAAUGUGUAUUUAGAUUCAUUCUGGAUUUCUGCGUAUCAGCUGAUCGAGAUGGUGGAUAUAUGUUGGUUUCUUUGCGCAUCUCCCAGACGAGGACUGUGUUGUUAAAUGUGGACUGUGUUCGGUGUGUGUAACUUCACUGGCCAAUCCCCCCACUCCCACUCCUCUGCCCUUGUUGUCCAAACUAAUACUGAGCUAUGUCAAUAUCAUUCAGACUUGGUUGUACCUUUAUCUGCUUGGCCAUCCAUCCUCCCACCUGUCUACUUCAACGACUCUGAAUCUAAACGUACCUGAGAACAACUUGCACUGCGAAUCUGGACUUAUCAAACUGUGUUCUGUUUAUUAUUUUCUUUAUGUUUUUUAGAGAUUGUAUGAAACAUGCAAAAAUUUGUGAACUCUGUUCAAAUUGACAUAUGCAUUUUAGACUAUUUUAAUGAUAGAUUAUACAUAUUUUCUUUAAUCUUUAUUUUGAGAGAAAAAUGUAUCAUAUAUUUUUAGUUACAUCUUUUUAAAAGGUAAGUAGUCUAAAAAAAAAACCCUCCCGCCUUCUUUGUACAUACAUGUCAAUCUGUAUCAGGCAUUAUUGGAUGGAAACUUUGCCCUGUUUACUAUUACACCAUGUGCUGGUGUGGAGUGAUACUGCAUCAUAGCAUGCAACACAAGUCAAAUCUGGGAUGCAUUUUAAUACUCACAGAGUUUAUUUCCUUGUCUUUAUGUCCACUUUAUGACUUAAUGUUUGAGUGGGAAUUUAAUGAGACAAGGAAGUGUUUGGCCUCAGUCCUCUUUGGGUCAUUUAAGUGGUUGGUACAUUUGAAUAUUGGAAGUCCUGAGGACUCUUACUGUAAAGCACCUGAGUAUACGCUGGAUGUUCUGUGUGUUGUUUAUUUCCAAAAGUGACUGUAUCUUAAUCCAUUGUGGCAUUAACAAAGUGUUGAACGAAAAUAAAGAUGACUAUGACACAUAAAAACAAAAAGAAUGUGGAUAAAUAUUGUUUGCUAAGUAUUCAUAUGAAGGCUGUGUUGUUUUCUUUGGGUUAUUAUGAAUGGCAUCGUACUCCCCUCCCUCAGCCCUCACCCCCACCUGCAUGUGAGUCCAAAUGAGAUGCAAUAAAAGACAAAUACACUGAC
Messenger RNA from Cheilinus undulatus (humphead wrasse), 4405 nucleotides. RefSeq names its product clathrin coat assembly protein AP180-like. The coding region runs from base 767 to 2980 and encodes 737 amino acids. The record is from RefSeq and is a predicted model, not a curated record. The transcript is spliced from 27 exons. Gene Ontology annotation, cellular component: extrinsic component of presynaptic endocytic zone membrane; synaptic vesicle; clathrin-coated vesicle. Lineage: Eukaryota; Metazoa; Chordata; Actinopteri; Labriformes; Labridae. Gene Ontology annotation, molecular function: clathrin heavy chain binding; phosphatidylinositol-4,5-bisphosphate binding; 1-phosphatidylinositol binding. Gene Ontology annotation, biological process: clathrin coat assembly; synaptic vesicle budding from presynaptic endocytic zone membrane; clathrin-dependent endocytosis.